Messenger RNA from Dipodomys spectabilis (banner-tailed kangaroo rat), 930 nucleotides. RefSeq names its product olfactory receptor 1361-like. The coding region runs from base 1 to 930 and encodes 309 amino acids. NCBI's taxonomy places the organism in Eukaryota, Metazoa, Chordata, Mammalia, Rodentia, Heteromyidae. The transcript has a single exon. Gene Ontology annotation, biological process: G protein-coupled receptor signaling pathway. The record is from RefSeq and is a predicted model, not a curated record. Gene Ontology annotation, molecular function: olfactory receptor activity; G protein-coupled receptor activity. Gene Ontology annotation, cellular component: membrane.
AUGGAGGGGAACAAUCAGACUACAGUCACAGAAUUCCUCCUCCUAGGAUUCUUUGGACAGUCAGAUCGAGAAGAGGUUGUCUUUGGGGUGUUCCUGUGGACGUACCUGGUCACUCUCAUUGGGAACCUUCUCAUCAUCUUGGCCAUCAGCUGUGACCCUCACCUCCACACACCCAUGUACUUCUUCUUGGCCAACCUCUCCAGUGUCGACAUCUGCUUUUCAUCAGUCACCGUCCCCAAGAUGCUAGUGAAUCACUUGGUGGGUAGCAGGUCCAUCUCCUAUGUGGGGUGCAUGACCCAGAUGUAUUUCUUCAUCACUUUUGGCAACAUGGAUGGCUUCCUCUUGAGUGCAAUGGCCUACGACCGCUAUGUGGCCAUCUGUCGCCCACUGCACUACUCCUUGAUCAUGAGGCCCAGACUCUGUGUCCUGCUGGUGGCCAUAUCAUGGGUUAUCACAAACAUGCACGCUCUCUUACACACUCUUCUGAUGAUCCGGCUUACCUUUUGUUCAGACAACACAGUGCACCACUUCUUUUGUGAUCCCUACCCUUUACUGAAGCUCUCCUGUUCUGAUACCUUCAUCAAUGACAUGGCAGCUUUCACUGUGGGAGGGGUGAUCUUUCUAACACCAUUCACCUGCAUCGUGGUCUCCUAUGCUUACAUCUUCUCUAACGUGCUGAGAGUGCCAUCUGCCCGUGGCAUAAGGAAAGCCCUGUCCACCUGUGGGUCUCACCUCACUGUGGUGUCCCUCUUCUAUGGGGCCAUCCUGGGAGUCUAUAUGCAUCCUUCGUCCUCCUUCUCAGUGGCGGACAUGGUGGCCACUGUCCUCUUCACAGUGAUGACACCCCUGGUCAAUCCCUUCAUCUACAGCCUGAGGAAUCGUGACAUAAAAGCAGCCCUAAGGAAGAUAAUUCUCAGAUCCCAUAAUUAG